UUGUGUCGCUAAUGCAGUCUUGACUGCGUCACUACGUAUUCGCCAUGUAACGGAGAAUCAGAUGGAAUUUCUCAUGGGGAAUAUGGGUUCUAGAAUCAUUUAAAACCCCGGGAUUCCUUCGUUAUUCUUGAUGGACCUGCAGUGAAUUCAUCUCUCAAUUCCAAACCUCGAUCGGUCCACUAUAAUAACCCUUGCAGUUGAAUCCUUCAGCAGCUUUAGUACGCAUCAUUGCUCAGCCACAAUACACCAGUCAUUCCAUAUAUUUCAUAAUGCCUAACAAGACUCUUAUCUUCAAGAAGGUCCCGAACGGCUGGCCCGUUGCGGGCGAGCAUUUGGCCGUCGAGGACCGUCCUUUCGACCAAGAUGCCGCAGCUCCUAGUGGGGGUCUUACAGCAGAGGUCCUUUACGCUUCUUUCGAUCCCUAUCUGCGGGGUAGGAUGAGAGAUGCUGGAGUUGCCAGCUACUCAGCCGCCUUUGAGUUGAACGGUCCGUUCGUCAACGGCACAGUGGCCCGCAUCCUCAAGUCGGAGAACUCUGACUUCAAGGCUGGUGACAUCAUCGUUGGAUACACACCGAUUGCAGAGUACGUUACUAUACCUGAGCCGGCAAAGCAGGCAGUACGAAAGAUCGACAACCCGCACAACUUGGACCUGGCUCUUUUCCUUGGUCCCCUGGGCAUGCCCGGACUCACUGCCUGGUCUGGCCUGUACAAGAUCGGUAAGCCCAAGGCGGGCGAGACCAUCUUCAUCAGUUCGGCCGCAGGUGCAGUUGGGCAGGUCGUUGGGCAAAUCGCAAAGCACGAGGGUCUGACCGUCAUUGGAUCCGUUGGCUCCGAUGAGAAGCUUGACUUCAUUACCAAGGAGCUCGGCUUCAACGCUGGUUUCAACUACAAGAAGGAGAAGCCGCAGGAGGCCUUGGCCCGAUUGGCGCCCAAGGGCAUCGACAUUUACUUCGAAAACGUUGGUGGUGAGCACCUCGAGGCGGCGUUGAACCACAUGAACGCCAACGGCCGUAUUCCAGUUUGUGGAAUGAUCUCUGAAUAUAACAAGAAGCCCGAGGAGCGCACGGGAAUCCAGGGACUGACGCAGAUUGUAACCAAGACCCUGGCCCUGGAGGGUUUCCUGGUCAAUAAGCCCGGCUUCGGAGAUGCUCACUUCAAGGAUCAACAGGAGAGAGGCCAGAAGUGGAUUUCCGAGGGCAGCUUCAAGCCCAAGUUGCACAUCACUGACGGUAUUGACAACGCCGCAGAGGGCUUUAUUGGUAUGCUGAGGGGGGACAACUUUGGCAAGGCCGUGCUGAAGAUCAAGGCUUAGAUAUUGCUAUAUGGACAGAAAUUAGCCGACUAUGCAAAAUCCAAAACAGUAAAACCGAGAUUCUGCCUCAUGUGACUUUCCAUGGUUUUCUGGUAUGCGUUUUGUGAAAUGCGGACACGAAGGCGGUCCCUGAUGAGAAGAGGCAAUGAUGACGCAAGCGAAGC
Messenger RNA from Pseudomassariella vexata, 1477 nucleotides. RefSeq lists its product as uncharacterized. NCBI's taxonomy places the organism in Eukaryota, Fungi, Ascomycota, Sordariomycetes, Amphisphaeriales, Pseudomassariaceae. Gene Ontology annotation, molecular function: oxidoreductase activity, acting on the CH-CH group of donors, NAD or NADP as acceptor. The coding region runs from base 270 to 1313 and encodes 347 amino acids. The record is from RefSeq and is a predicted model, not a curated record. The transcript has 3 exons.